Messenger RNA from Notothenia coriiceps (black rockcod), 3971 nucleotides. Its product is annotated as multiple epidermal growth factor-like domains protein 11. The coding region runs from base 612 to 1703 and encodes 363 amino acids. Gene Ontology annotation, cellular component: membrane. The transcript is spliced from 12 exons. NCBI's taxonomy places the organism in Eukaryota, Metazoa, Chordata, Actinopteri, Perciformes, Nototheniidae. The record is from RefSeq and is a predicted model, not a curated record.
UCCACUGUGAUAAUGUGUGCCCACAAGGCUUCUGGGGACCCAACUGUUCAGUCAGCUGUUCCUGUCAGAACGGAGGAUCCUGCUCUCCAGAGGACGGGACAUGUGUGUGUGCACCUGGAUACAGGGGGACGUCCUGCAAAAGAAUCUGCUCUCCGGGGUUUUACGGGCACCGCUGCAGCCAGUCGUGUCCGCAGUGUGUGCACAGCACCGGGCCCUGCCACCAUGUCACCGGACACUGUGAGUGCCUAUCUGGCUACUCCAGUUCACUCUGCAACCAAGUUUGUCCAAGUGGCAGGUAUGGGAGAGCCUGUGCUGAGAUCUGCCUUUGUACCAACAACGGCACCUGCAACCCCAUCGAUGGCUCUUGCCAAUGCUUCCCUGGCUGGAUAGGAGAGGAUUGCUCUCAGGCCUGUCCCUCUGGGCACUGGGGCCCUGAUUGUCUCAACUCGUGUAACUGUCACAACGGAGCCCAGUGCAGUGCCUACGAUGGGGAGUGCAGGUGCAGCCCCGGCUGGACCGGACUCUACUGCACACAGCGUUGUCCUUCAGGGUUCUACGGCAGAGACUGCUCUGAAGUCUGUCGCUGCCAGAACGGUGCAGAUUGCGACCACAUGACUGGCCAGUGUGCCUGCCGCACAGGCUUUAUUGGGACGAGCUGUGAGCAGAAGUGUCCUGCUGGUACAUUUGGAUACGGCUGCCAGCAGCUUUGUGAGUGCCUCAACAAUGCUACCUGUGACUACGUGACGGGGACGUGCUACUGCAGCCCUGGAUAUAAAGGCAUCCGCUGUGAUCAAGCAGCUCUGAUGAUGGAGGAGCUGAACCCGUACACUAAGAUUAGCCCAGCACGAGGUUCAGAGCGCCAAUCUGCCGGAGCUGUUAUGGGCAUCAUCUUUCUGCUCCUCAUCAUCAUGUCCAUGCUCAGCCUGUUUGUGUGGUACAGGCAGAGGCAGAGGGAGAAAGGCCAUGAGAUCCAGCCCAGUGUGUCCUACACACAGGCGAUGCACAUCACCAACACAGACUAUUCCCUGUCUGAGUGUGGCAGUACGGUAGCAAUGAGGACCAGCGCUGCGGAGGUCAACCCGGCGCAGGGCAGCGUUGGCAGUGUUGGCAGCAGCGGGCAGUGCUUCUCCAACCCCAGCUACCACACUGUAGCCCAGUGCAACGUGGUCUCAACCAUCUCAAGCAACCUGGACGGCACUCUGACCCUCAAACCAGGCACUUUGAAAAGUCGGAACGGCGCAGAAUGGAGAGCCUACUGCAACCUCAAUGACCUCGAUGUUCAACAGGGGGAGACACAGACACAGAGAAGCUCCAAAAAAGAUUACAUCAAGAGCUCCAUGUGCAGCAACAGCUCCUGCUCCCUGAAUAGUGAGAAUCCAUACGCCACCAUUAGAGACCCACCAGGCCUGGCUUGCAAGCACACAGAGAGCAGCUAUGUGGAGAUGAAGUCCCCCUCCCACCGGGAAGUGCCCUUUGGAGGCACUGCCACCCUCCUAGGCAGUGCGGGCAGGAAUGUCUAUGAUGUUGAGCCAACAGUGAGCGUCCUGCAGGGACCCAACGGCAUGGCCACCGGCUUCUCCCAGAGCCCCUAUGACCUCCCCCGCAGCAGCCACAUCCCCAGCCACUAUGACAUACUUCCCAUGCGUCAUACCCCCACACACACACCCCUGCCACCCCCAGAAAGCCCCAGCUCCCUGCUCUAGAGGGCAAGACCCCCCGCCCCGGCUCACAGGGAGCGGCAAUCGUCAACCAACUUUCAACCAACGGCCCUCCCUCUUUCUCAGAGUGUGUUCAAUUAGAUACUGAGAUGUUGAUAAGUUGAGAUGGAGGGACAGCCACAGCUCUUCUGGACCCUACUCUCUUUGGCUCCUUCACUCACAUUUGUUGGAGGAAGUGGAGGAAAGAAUGUCCCACACACCAGCGACCAUUCAACCAUUUUAUUUUCCUAUAGAACUGAUCACUCAAACUGCAGCCCGGCCUCUUUAUGGACCUCCUGAAGUGGAACAUGAUGGUUCCAAGCUGCGCAAAGGGCAGCGUACAUGGACUGGGCGGACAGAUUAUUUACAGGGAGACAGACAUCCUCACGCUCAUUUCUACCCCGUGAUAUAGGGUUACUAUUCAAGGGCAACCAAGUGUUUAUAAUGCGCCCUAAACAGAAGUGAUUUUCUCCACAGGAAAGGAAGGUAUAUACUAAACUUGACUAUUUCGAAACGGGUGAGAUUUACUACAUACACAUCAGAGUUUAUGAAGUGCGACUGUGUGCAGAAGCUGCAGAUCGCAUGCAGCUGACAUGGAGGGAUUAUGGUCUGCUCUGAGGGGAGAAUGGUUGAGUCAAAAAGAAGAGGACUCUGUGAUAAAUGUUAAAUACAGAAAUCCAGCAGAAAAUUCAAUAAAUAAAUAAAAAUAAAAACAGAUACAGUAACUAUGAGUUUCCCCCCUCACUGAUGAAGUGAUCAGAUAUUGUGUUGUUUUUUAUGUGAAAGCAUUUUCUUCUUGCAAAUGUCUUAGUUUACAUUUUUUAAACAUUGGGUGUUAAGAAGGGAUUGCUUUUAACUUUUAUGUUUUGUAUUUAUAAAGCUAAUGGGCUUAUUUAUUUAUUUAUAUUAGUGAUGGUGACUUUUUAUUAAUGUGACACUAGAGUUAAAAAAAAAGAUGAGCAUGAUCAGAUAAUGGAUACCCACUGAUGUAGAUAACACACAAUUUAUCUUCUUGUGAGAUGAUUAUUGUCAUUUCGUGUGUGUUUUUGAAGUUAUUAAAAAUGUUCUUUCUCUCUCUGUCAGAUUGUAAAUUAAAUAUAAAGUUUCAGCUGACCAAUUCAAGACCCACGAUAUCCUGUGCAGUAUUUACAAAGGGAACCACUCUAUAUGUAAAAAGUCAAUUUCUGAAAUCAUUUAUGUUUGUAUCAGGCAAAUUAACGUAUAUAUUAUUGAACUGAAUUUAUUCAUUCACUAUGUGAAUUCCAUUUCACCCCCUGUAGAAGCAAUAACAUGUUGACAAUCGAUGCCCAGGCGUUUCAUUAGUGCUGGACGUUAUGACAUCUUUGACCAGUGUGGUGACAGUGGAUCAUAUUUUACGUGACUGUUUUUCCUUUGAGGAACUUUUUUCCAAUUGCUGUCAUAUCAAUGCUGCUUGUUGUUUUGGUACUUAAGUUUCAAAUUAAAAGCCUAUUCUGCCAUCAGACACCUGGUUUGGUCAGGUUCUCGUGUCACUGUUAGACAGGAUGUCUCUUUUCAUCUGUUGCUGUGAAUAUUAAAAUGCCAGGGGUAUGAAUGGUGACAGGACUGAUGAAUGAAGAAUUGAACUCUAACAAGUUAGACUUUUUUUUUUAAGUCCGCUACUGGGUACCAAACUGUUGUCAAAAGUCUACAGUUAAGGAAAAUCAUGGAUACCCAUUUUUCUUGUUAAACAUCUCAAGGAUGAACGAAGAGACAUUUUGUCGAUGUGCUCUCAUGUUUAAUAAGCUUUUUCAGAGGAGUGACAACUAUUUAAUUCAUAAAUCAAAGGCCUCACCAUGAUGUACAACUUGUGAAUUUAACAACAUUUUAUUGUUUGAAAUAUCUGACAUAGAGAUUUUUUUAUGAUGGCAUUUUGUUUCUCUCCAACAGUUUUUGUAUAUACAAUAAGAUAAUAAAUAAAAACACGAUGUAUAGUUUUAUAACUACCCAUCCUUGCAUAAAGAAGUUACAAUUAUCUCCACCUUGACUCGCUACCUCCUAAAAGAGAAAGCUGCUUACAUGUUAUUCUAUUAAUCAAAAUAUAUAAUACAUAUAAAGGAGGAUCUUUUUCCAACACAAUGAGAAGCUUUACUUUCUAUACUUUGAUCAUUUCUGGCUGGUAAAUGUAUUCAAGUAUUUGAGUUUUCAAUGCAGGACUUGAACUUGUAAAGCAUUAUUUUUACACUGUGGUUUUGCUUUAUUAAGUUAACCAAUCCAAAUACUUCUUACAUCAGUCACUAAUGUUGCAUUUCUAAU